GGAGGGGAGGGGGUGAUGGUAUGGCACAGGAGGGAUACCGGCAGAGAGAAGAGGAGGAGGGAGGAGAGAUGAGGAGGGUGGUGGUGGUGGGGAUGGUGGUCCUGUAGUGUAGGAGCACACGGCAGCGUGUUCUGUUCUGUUCUGUCUCUUUUUCCCUCUGUCUGUGUGUAUGUCCGGGCGUGAGUCUCUCUUGGGUCGGGGCUUGAGUGCAGAAAGCUUGCGUAAUUACGUCACAGAGCUGUUUCCUCACCAUCUCCCUCGUCUUUUACACGCCCACACUCAAUUCCAAGUCCUGUAUCUGUGUCUCGUCUCUCCUGUACUCUAAUUAACUUUUCUUCUUCGAUUCGCUCUCGUCUUCCCUUCUGUUUGUGUCACGUUUGCUCGAUUGAUGAGAAGCAUGACUGGAAUUGCUUCUUGAUUGAGGAAGGAAGGAAGGAAGGAAGGCUGUGUGGGGGCUUGGCUAGAUGUGUGAUUGGAGUGGACUGGGGCUGGUGGUGCUGCUCUGACGAGAGGAGAAGAAGAAAUGGCUGCGGAGGCUCGUCACCUUUGCCUUCAUCAAUUAAACGGCCCUAUUUAUAUACAUUUGAGGUUCGAGCAACGUACUUGUUGCCUGCCGAGUCUAAUUUUUCGCUCCAGUUGAAGCACACCGCUCUGAAUCUCGUGCCAAAUUUCGUGAAGCAAUCAAUUGUUGCCGGGUCCUUCUUUGGGGGUGUUUGCUCGGGCACUGAAAUACACGCUCUCCAAAGCAUGCUUUCGUUUCUAAUUUAUUCCGCUCUCUACAUUUAAUCACCCGCACCGUACCUUUUGGCCGGCCUGGGAAGGCCUGUCUUCGGGCAUGCCUAUUGUUGCCUUAUUAUCUUCAUCCUGUCUCCUGGUUUCCGGAAGUUCUUCCGGAAUUGCAUCUCCAAAUUGGAGGGUUGUUUAGAAUGUAGCGGUGCUUUGGCAGAAAGACAAGCCAUAUUCACUGGUGGCGAAACUCAACCGUGAACUAGUCAUAUUUUCCCUCGCGACGGGCGCAUGAAUGAUUGCUCUCUCAUAUUUUGGAACGAGGAAGAAGAACGGAAGAUUGAGGAGGAGGAGGAGGGGCAGAAGAAGAAGAGGUUAGCAUAGUUGUGUAGAUUUUGCCUGAUCAUGUGAAGGCAAGGAAAUCGUUGUUGUUGGCACCACGAGCAGGCGAAAGGACGAGAUUGAGUGCCCAAGAUUGCAGGCUGACAGACACAGCCGAAUUUCCUGGGCUAGUCCACCCGGAACCAACGGAAGGGGGAUUGCACUAGAGAUGAGGAACGUGUUAGCGUAAGAAGACACUCCGGACAUUAUAUUCGACGAAGAGAGGGGGCAGCUAUAGGUUAAGUGUGCAGGAGGGUGCAGGCAGGCAGGCAUAGCUGUGCAGCACGGACGUUGGAUGCCACACCGGUGGACCGCCACAUGGGUCUGCUCCAGACCCUAGCAGGAGUUGGCGUCGGAGUUGCGGAGAUGGGCUGUUCUAUGGUGCUCUUGAUAAGACACCUUCGAAGUCCUGGUGAACGAUUUAAUGUUUGGCUGGAAGAGGCCUGAGGGAAAUUGGAACGAGGAAGUGGAAGAAGGUCCAGAAGCACCAGACGAGACGAUAGGGUGGUAUAUUUCAUCGUUGUUGUUGUUUUUGUGGAGGAGAAGAGCAGAAGAAGCAGAAGAAGCAGAAGAUGGCUGCUCUCAUGGAGUGAACCAUGAAAUUGUGUUCAAGAGAGAGUAAGAAUGAGAGCGAGUUGCCAAGGCAGGGGCCACAACCCGCACGGGCAGUUUUCAGGAAUGUUACAGGAAUGGCCGUGGGGACGCUAUUUUGAUGGUUUCUGGGAAGCUCAGAUCUGCCUAUUUUCUGCCCAUCGCACCACUCAAGCUUCAAGGCUGCAUUCUCCCUUUUGCCAGCUCGGUUUAGAACGACAGGGAACUCGUCACCAUCACCCAUUAGUGGCCUGCAACUCAACUCAGGGGCCCAGGUCUGUCAACGAGCCUGUCUACGGAAGCAGCUGGCAGGAGGUGCUGCUGUUGUGAGUGAGUUCGUCAUGCAAUUUCAAGGCAAAGGCGGGACAAAGGUGGACUUUUGAAAGUGGAGGGUCGACUUCACAGGUUAUUCAGUGCUCUUUCUUCCUCCCGAGGUUAUACAGACGCAAAAUCAGUGAGAUUGAACUGCUCAGGAGAGAUUGAUUUUCUUUUGUAAAAAGAGGGUUGAAUUGUGCUUGGGUACUUUACAGUGUUGAGAAGCUGCGGAGGUAGCAGUUAUGGCCGCUCAAAACUCGAGUCAGACGGAGAGGGCCACCAUUGAACAGAUUAUAGUAGAGUGCUAUGCAAAAGCUCUGCAUAUCAUCGUCGACUCCCGGAUUCCCUAUUUGUCCUCGCAAAAUUAUGCCGAUGAAUCCCAUCAUUCGGCAGCAUCCAUUUCACCGAGGUCCAGGACACCCAAUAAAUGGUUCAACUUAGAAAUGGACACUUGUCCGGCAGUAGCGGAAUGUGUGGAACCAUGGAGACGGGGAUCCUCGGAACCCAUGACGGUAGAUGUGUUGCUACAGCAACCCAUGGGAGGAGGAGGAGAUGUCCCUUCCCCUCGUGAAAGGAGGACACGGUAUUACAAGGGGAGCUCACCAGGUAGAGAAAACUCCAGUGGAGAUUCCUGGAGCGGAGAAGGAGAAGGUUGUGCUUCGCCUGGAGGGUUGUGCCGGACAAUUUUGGAGAGAUGGGUCGUGCAACAUGUCAAGAGGAAGCCUCUGAGUGCUGCAAGUGUGUCUGCUGGUGGCAAAGCUGGAUCAGGUGCUGGUGGUUUUGUAGAACCAUUUGGAGGAAGCGGAGGUGGAGGGGUAGGGGGUCCAAGGGGAACGGGAGGAGGAACACCUCUGCCAUAUCCUUCAAGUCAUGUGGUGGAAAGUCCCGUGGUGUACAAACGAACGGUUAUUAUGCUAAGGUCUCUUUACUCUCACAUGAGGACACUGCCUGCUCACCGCCUGUUUCGUCUGGUGAAUUCGUCCUCCCAUAGCCGAAGCUUCAGUCUCUCCUACAGAGUGUCUGCUUCUCCACCACAGCUCUCUGAAAGUGAUCAGGCAGCUAUGACGAUAUACAAUUUCACACCUAUCGAGACUCCGUGGGGAAAAAUGUGCAUAGCCGUCCACUAUAGGCAUACAACUGCCUUUACAGCACUGGAGAUCACACCUCCACUGAAGCCACGAAUUAUACCAGACUAUGUAGGUAGUCCAACAACUGAUCCUCUGAGGAGGUUCUCCAAUGUGGGGUCAGUGCCAAGUGGAGGAAUAUCGGGAAGAAGAGGGGUACAUGUUGUUUCUCUUCCGUCUUCGGUGCCAAGCUCCCCGUCUGGUCCCUCCUUUGGUCGUCGUCACAGCUGGAGUGGCGGACAUGGAAAGAUGCAGUUACCCCCAGCAGCGUCACCUUCAUUUCGAGCUAGUCGGUCGCCUUCACCCUCUGUGCCUGCCUCUGAUUUUAUCCCCUCCUCUCCAUUGGCGCAGUCCCCUCAUUCUGCCUCUCCUUCACAUAAUCUGCACCUGCAUAAUCAGUCCCCUCGGACUUCCCCUUCCCGUCCCUCGUUUCCUCGGCAGCUGCCAUCUCAGCCUUCGUCCUUUCAUCACGGCGGAAGUCCUUCCCAACCUAUACCAAACUAUGAACUUGGUAAAUCACCUCCAUAUUCUGCUUCGCCUUCCCCUUCUCCCCCUACUCAUUACAGUGCACAGCGUAGUGCUCCCGUGAGUAUACCCAGGCCCUCCUCAGCCAGGCCAUAUGUGGGUACCAGUCCACGCCGUCUAGAGGGCCCGCCCCACCCGUUAUCCAAGAGUCCAUAUCCACCACCGUCUCCCAGCAGAAAUGUAGAGACGUUGCCUCGGGCCUUGUCUUGCAACUCCAAACAGUGGCCAGUGCCGGUGCCAAACUUGUUCGUGCCAACUUUAGAAGGGCGAGUUGCUCCACGCCACCUGUCUAUUUCAGAUUGGGCUGUCAACUCAUCAGUGCUGGUGUCCCCUACACACCCAUUCCAUGCUCAUCAGGUUCAGGGAGAUGAUAAAGGAGAUGAGUGUUCAUCCUCUGGUGUGAAGAGGUCCAUGUAUGCGCCGCCCCGUCUUCUGACUUUGGGUUCAAGGGGAUUAGCGAAAGUAGACAGUAUUGACGAUGGAGACGACGAGGAGUUUUCUUGUCCUUUUGCAGUCGAUGAUGACGAAGCAGAUGAUUACAGAAGCAGGAUGGACAGCCCGAAAGUCCGGCAAAGUUCAGAUUUAUUUGAGGCAGUUGGACAAGGCCAUCAACGGUCUCAAGAUGCUGCAGUGGGCGCUCUUAUAAGAAUUCUGAAAGGAGCCCCGCCCUUGAGGCCUUGGAACUUGCCUUCUCCUGUUGUCUCGGGUUCACCCAACAUGCGACCAUCUCCACCUGGCCUGCUUGGUCCUUCAGAAAUGUUAGGAGGGGGAAAACUCAGGAGUAGCCCUCCUCGUCCUCCGAUGAUGAGGUCCCGUUCUGGUUCUACAUCACAUGUGGGAUCACCUGUUUCAAUGAAGGUACAACCAAAAACAUCAGGAUUAGCUUUGGAAGAGCUGAGGAUUUACAUCGAGAUGAGAGAUCAUCUUUCCAGACAGAGUGGUGUCUAGUUGGCAUCUUCGCGAGCCAAGCACAUGUGGAGGUGUAGACGAGUGUUUUUCUCAAGGAGACGUAUUGGAACAGAGAACAAGAGAAGAAAGGAGAAAAUGGCAACCCCCUCAUUAGGAUUUUUAAAAGAGUUAAGUAUUUCGAUAACAUAAAUGACCAGAGUCCGCGCAGGGUCUACAUAAAGACUCAAAGGGAAAUAUAAGAAGGGUUCAUAGGAGUGAGGUAAUUGCAUAUGAUAGUUUACAAUGUUGUGUUGGUUCAUAUGUAAACUGGAUACAGAUUAGCAUUGUAGGAGCUCUGUCCUGUUCAUUCGGAAGCUCUGCCAGUUAGGUCUACAGCUCACUGAAGUAGAACGAUUGACGGGGAUGCUAGUAGUAGGUUUGAAACUAACGUAGACACUGAACUGAAUCAGCAUUGGGUAAACCCUUCCUCUUCGUUCGGAAAAUGUUGAGGUAACGAGGUUAGCUUAUAGCUGCUGGUUUUUCUAGACCUAACAACAUUCAUUUGGAAGGAGUGAAGAGUCUCCUGGAUUCGUUUAGUUGUGUUCCACAGUACUUGUUUGGAAAUUAAAAACAGUUGUCUGUGGAAGUUUGCUCUCUGCUCUUGCAAGUAUUAUCCACCUGGUAGAAUAUCUGGUUAGAUCGUUAUCGGGAAGAUGCUCUGAGGUGAGAUAUUCGUUCUGCCAGCUAGUUCUUCUGGGUGGUACAUUACUGCUGCUUGCAUGUCGUGCGUGUGGCACACUUCAUGUACAGUUCAUAUGCCAACUGGUUGUAAAAUCUUUGGCGGAUUGGUGUACCCAUAUAGGUCUCAAAGUAGUACAGAGCUGGAAGAACUGGAAGAAGUCUGAUCCAUGCGUAGAUGAGAGCUGAAAAGCGUGGCCAAGGUCCGGGCUUACUCGAAGAGUGAAGCUCUCACACUGGCGAAUUCUUCGUAACGACAACCUACAGGACUUCAGAGAAGUGCACGUUAGCUUAUCCUCUUGGUCUUCAUGUCAUGAAGUGACACACCUGCUCUUGAAUGUGAUCUUAAUCCUACUAAACUGGGUUGAGCUAGAGUGGUCAUGAAUGUACAGGAAGGUUAUUCUUUCUAGGGCCAUCACGUCUGAAUGCUGUCGGCUUUGAUUUCCUUGGUUUAGUUGUCGUCAGGCACAAAACCUUUAGAACAAGCCUCGUAACAGUCGAUUCCAGAAGGGUGAUGGAUUGAGUUAGAGAUUUUUUAAGACUCAAUAUUUUACUGCCAAGGUAGGCUACUGAAUUACAUCUGAAGACUGAAGAAAUGUACAUAGAUGGAUGUGCCCCAUCCAUUCCUGUUAAAAAGGUAUAAAAAAGAGGGUGUGUAUAUAUUGGGUCCCAACGACACGCAGCAUUGUACUCUGAGAGAUUUCCGUAUCUAGUUUUC
This is a messenger RNA of Marchantia polymorpha subsp. ruderalis, 6006 nucleotides long. NCBI's taxonomy places the organism in Eukaryota, Viridiplantae, Streptophyta, Marchantiopsida, Marchantiales, Marchantiaceae. The record is from the annotation of a GenBank genome assembly.